UUUGUAUUUCCUUCUGCCAACUUCAACCUGGCGAUGAAGACGAAGGAAGAUCGUUGUCUGCCGACGAAAGGACUUCGCGAUGAAGUAAAUAAACUGAACACAAAAUGAACACUUUAGAAAAGAAGCUCGCGGACUUGAUCCGUGAGCACCCGAAUCUGUACGAUCAAUCACGGCGGGACUACAAGGACAAUCUGAAGGGGCAUUUGUCGUGGAAAGAGAUCGCAGACAACAUGGGAAAGUCGGAGGAAGAGGUGAAGCUAAAAUGGAAAAAUCUACGCGACAAGUUCUGUAAAGCGAAGAAGCGAAUGGCCAAGAGAAACGUCCCUGUGCUAACAGACGACGAGAACCCGGUGGAGAGGCCCGUCCCGGUGCUGUACAACCAGCUGGCCUGGCUCAGCGCCUAUGUCAAACCCAGACCAGGAGCUGGCAUGGGGGAGACCGACGAGGGAGCUGGAAGUGGUGAUGACCUGGAGAAAGAGCAAGAUAAAGACGACAAGGAGCAGCAUGGUCCCCUGCCUGUCGUUAGUACUAGCUUUUCUCUUGUGGAGGCCUGUUCAAACAACCACCAGGAGAUGGGCGUCUCUCUUAAACGUAAAAGGCAAACCACCACAGAAACUGAGAUAAGUUCUGCAGAUGCCCUCACCAACCUCAGAGAUGAAGAUGAACUGUUUCUGCUCAGCCUUCUGCCCUCACUGAAGAGGCUUACCAUUAAAAAAAGAAUGGAGGUGCGGAUGAAAUUCCAGCAAGUGCUUUAUGCUGCAGAGUUUGAGGACUAAAAGGCAAUAAAAACUGCAUGAUCAGUGGCAGGGCUUGUUAUCGUACAAUUAUGAUUCUUCAAGCUCUCGACCUGUAAAUAGAUUUUUUUUAACCAUUAUAACUUGUUAAUAUUUAUUUUUGGAUCACCACCAUCAAAAUACCAAAAAAUCAAUAUGUAGAUCUUUAUUAUUCAGUGUUGUUCAUGUAUCAAGAGCUUUAUCUCUUGGUUUAAAAACAGAGAAAAGUGUCUCUCAUUUUGAAUGUAGGUGUUGGAGUCACCCUUUUGUUACUAGUAAUUAGAGUCAACAUAGAGUUCUUAGUUAAUUAGGUACACAUGCAGUAAAAUCCGAUACAAAAGCCCCAUAAUAACUCCCUCCUUUUUUAAAGCUGUGCAUGUGUACCUGAUAACCUGGUAACACCAUUGGUUGAUUAACUUUACAGAUGGAACGUACAAAUGCCACAAUUACACAAUAUCAUAACUACUUAACAUGUAAACCCUUUAAACUCUGUCUAGCACUGCGCAGGGUGUUAUUUUUGUCCCAUGAUGACUGUUUGACAGCACAGUACCAACUCACAUUAAUAGUCAAGUCAGAAUUGAGAUAACUGCAAAUAUAAAUACAGUUGUUUUCUUUAACUUUGUAGCUACAGAUUGGGGAAGUUAGGAAACAGUAAAUUCCAUCCAAGUUAGUUCCAGUAAUGAUUCUGCUUAUCAAAGCUGCCUGCUUCAUUUCAAACGAUUUUUGUAGAUUAGACAGAGCUCGCUGACUGUACAUAAAGACCUCUCCUUUAUCUUCGUGAAAGGAGUCAUUUCUACCAUAUAUUUUUUACAAAUAAAUAUUUUCUUGCUAUUGAAAA
Molecule: messenger RNA, 1611 nt
Organism: Siniperca chuatsi (mandarin fish)
Lineage: Eukaryota; Metazoa; Chordata; Actinopteri; Centrarchiformes; Sinipercidae
Exons: 2
Coding region: 105-776 (223 amino acids)
Biological process (GO): regulation of transcription by RNA polymerase II
Cellular component (GO): nucleus; transcription regulator complex
Molecular function (GO): DNA binding
Source: RefSeq, a predicted model, not a curated record